Mus caroli (Ryukyu mouse) is the source of this 916-nucleotide messenger RNA. It is a transcript of the gene Vps28, whose product is annotated as VPS28 subunit of ESCRT-I. Gene Ontology annotation, biological process: protein transport to vacuole involved in ubiquitin-dependent protein catabolic process via the multivesicular body sorting pathway. The record is from RefSeq and is a predicted model, not a curated record. Gene Ontology annotation, cellular component: ESCRT I complex. Gene Ontology annotation, molecular function: protein-containing complex binding. Lineage: Eukaryota; Metazoa; Chordata; Mammalia; Rodentia; Muridae.
CGCCGAGCUGCCGAUCGGGUUUCCCGGCAGGCGCAGGCGGAAAAAGCGAGCACGGAGCUUCUGUCGCCAUCUCCGGGACUCCAAACGCCCCAGGUCUCUUGUGCUAUAUAGCUGCCUGGGCCUGCAGGAUGUUCCACGGGAUCCCGGCUACUGCUGGUGUUGGAGCCCCUGGGAACAAGCCGGAGCUGUACGAGGAAGUAAAGCUCUACAAGAAUGCUCGGGAGCGGGAGAAGUAUGACAACAUGGCAGAGCUCUUUGCCGUGGUGAAGACGAUGCAGGCCCUGGAGAAGGCGUACAUCAAGGACUGUGUCACCCCCAAUGAGUACACUGCAGCCUGCUCCAGGCUCCUGGUCCAGUACAAAGCUGCCUUCCGACAGGUCCAAGGCUCAGAGAUCAGCUCCAUUGAUGAAUUUUGCCGAAAGUUCAGACUGGACUGCCCACUUGCUAUGGAGAGGAUCAAAGAGGACCGGCCCAUCACUAUCAAAGACGACAAGGGCAAUCUCAACCGCUGCAUUGCGGAUGUUGUUUCGCUCUUCAUUACAGUCAUGGACAAGCUGCGUCUGGAGAUCCGUGCCAUGGACGAGAUUCAGCCAGACCUGCGGGAGCUGAUGGAGACGAUGCACAGAAUGAGCCACCUGCCUCCAGACUUCGAGGGCCGCCAGACAGUCAACCAGUGGCUGCAGACCCUGAGUGGUAUGUCGGCCUCUGACGAGCUGGAUGACUCUCAAGUUCGCCAGAUGCUCUUCGAUCUGGAGUCAGCUUACAACGCCUUUAACCGCUUCCUACACGCCUAAGCCUCACCGAGACAGGAAUGAGACUGAUGGAGAUGUGACGACUCAGCCCCCCAGUGUCUACAUCCGUCCUAGAUGCCUAUAUUGUCAGGAUAUCACCCACAAUAAAGAUUUGUCUAACCUUC